CGUGAGCCCUGGGCCAUGGCGCUGUUCCACGUCGCGCGGUAUCCCGGCCCUGAGGCGGCCGGGCCCGAGGAGGAGGCGGAGGCCGGGGCGGGCGAGAGGGCUCGUGCGCUGCUCCAGCGGCUGCAGAGCCGGGCGCUCGAGCGGCAGCGGCAGCGGCGGGAACCCGCGCCUCCCCAGGUGGAGGAGGAGGCGGCGGCAGGGCGGCGGCGGCGGCGGCCCCGGCGGCGGCCCCGGCGAGUGGGGGCGGCGGGGAGCCCGGACGCUCGGCCGGGGAAGCGGCGGAAGACGGGCGGCGACGCCGCCGCGGACGCAGGUGGGCCGAGGGCUGGGGGCGCGGGGCCGGCGAGGCUGCUGGGAGGCGGCGGCGCGGCUGACGCGGGUCCCGGCGUCGUUUGCCUCGCAGGGCCCGGCGAGCAGGCGCCGGGGGAGCAGGAGGCCGAGGCGGCCCCGGACGGAGCGUGCCGGGUCCCCGCCGCGGUGCUGGGGGCCUUCGGACGGAGGAAGGCGCUCAAGGUGCAGCCCUUCCUGCCGGGCUGGUUGGCUGAGCCCAGCUGCGUCAGGAAAGACGUCUCCGGGAAUCUCACCCCGCUGGAGGACGUCCCGGAGGUGCACCCGGACCUGCAGAGGCAGCUGCGGGCCCAGGGCGUCUCCGCCUACUUCCCAGUCCAGGCGGCCGUGAUCCCUGUCCUCCUGGAGAGCGCCGCCAGCGGCUUUCUGGUGGGCAGAGGUGGCUACCGGCCGAGUGACCUCUGUGUGUCCGCCCCCACGGGCAGUGGGAAGACGCUGGCCUUCGUCAUCCCUGUGGUGCAGGCCCUGUUGCAUCGAGUAGUCUGUCAGAUCCGCGCCCUGGUUGUGCUGCCCACCAAGGAACUGGCCCAGCAGGUGUGCAAAGUGUUCCACAUCUACACGGACGCCACGCCCCUGCGGGUCGCUCUUGUCACUGGACAGAAGUCGCUGGCCAAGGAGCAGGAGAGCCUUGUCCAGAAAACGGCGGAUGGCUACCGCUGCUUGGCUGACAUCGUGGUGGCCACCCCUGGCCGCCUGGUGGACCACAUCGACCAGACGCCGGGAUUCCACCUCCAGCAGCUCCGCUUCCUGGUCAUUGACGAGGCUGACCGCAUGGUGGACAGCAUGCACCAGUCCUGGCUGCCGCGGGUGGUCGCGGCGGCCUUCCAGAGUGAGGGCCCUGGGGACCUCUGUUCUGUGCUGCAGAGGAGGCAGCCCCCGGCUGUGACUGCUGCCAGCACCUGCUGUCCCCAGGUGCCUCUGCAGAAGCUGCUCUUCUCUGCCACCCUGACCCAGGACCCUGAGAAGCUACAGCGGCUCGGCCUCUAUCAGCCCCGGCUCUUCUCGUCGGGACAGGCGCACAGGGACUCACGAGACGAGGAGGAGUGUGGGGGCGUGGCAGGGAAGUAUGACUUCCCCGCAGGGCUCACGCACCACUACGUGCCCUGCCGCCUCCGGUCUAAGCCGCUGGUUGUCCUGCACCUGAUCCUAGAGAGGAAGUUCUCCAGGGUCCUCUGCUUCACUAACUCGAGAGAGAACUCCCACAGGCUCUUCCUGCUGGUGCAAGCUUUCGGGGGUGUGAGUGUGGCCGAGUUUUCCUCCCGCUACGGGCCUGGCCAGCGGAGGGGGAUCCUGAAGCAGUUCGAGCAGGGAAAGAUCCAGCUCCUGGUGAGCACCGACGCUGCCGCCCGAGGCAUUGACGUGCAGGGCGUGGAGCUGGUAGUCAACUACGACGCGCCCCAGUACCUGAGGACCUACGUGCACCGUGUCGGGAGAACAGCACGGGCCGGGAGAACGGGACAGGCCUUCACGUUGCUCCUCAAAGUGCAGGAGAGGCGGUUUCUCCAGAUGUUGGAUGAAGCUGGCGCCCCCAGGCUGCAGCGGCACGAGACGCCCAGCGAGCUCCUGCAGCCGCUGGUCCCUCGGUACGAGGCAGCCUUGUCCCAGCUGGAGAAGACCGUCAGGGAAGAGCAAAAGCAGAAGGCCGCCUAGGCCGGGGCCUCAGAGGAGCAGAGGGCGCCUCCUGCUGGCACGGGUCAGCGUCUUCAUUGCCGUGGACAUGUGCCGGGUGGAAUGGCAGCCCUCCCGAGCACACCGUCUCCUCUGUGGGGUAGCAGCUCAGGCCUGGGCUUGAGCGCACGGCUGGUGCUGCACAGCCUGCAGCCCCAGUCCCCUGGGGUCAGACUGGUCCUCCCGGAAAUAAAGGGAAAUGGAAGACUCCCCCAGGACGGGGCACGGAGCUUGUCACGUUCUUGGCUGGUUGUGGGGGUGGGCUGGGGUGGCCUCUGGCUGCCACACGUUCACUCACGUGGCUGGAAUCCUCCACUUGAGGGUGAGGAAUCUAGGCCAGACACGGCUUGUGUGCAGAGCACUGAAUAGGGACCAUUUUGGUUACACUUAAAUUUUUUUUUUUUUUUUUGGACAGGCAG
Molecule: messenger RNA, 2435 nt
Organism: Lepus europaeus (European hare)
Lineage: Eukaryota; Metazoa; Chordata; Mammalia; Lagomorpha; Leporidae
Gene: DDX51
Product: DEAD-box helicase 51
Exons: 14
Coding region: 16-1998 (660 amino acids)
Cellular component (GO): nucleus
Molecular function (GO): ATP binding; nucleic acid binding
Source: RefSeq, a predicted model, not a curated record